This is a messenger RNA of Lineus longissimus, 718 nucleotides long. RefSeq names its product protein Churchill-like. Bases 107 to 433 code for a protein of 108 amino acids. The transcript has 3 exons. Gene Ontology annotation, biological process: positive regulation of DNA-templated transcription; fibroblast growth factor receptor signaling pathway; multicellular organism development. The record is from RefSeq and is a predicted model, not a curated record. Lineage: Eukaryota; Metazoa; Nemertea; Pilidiophora; Heteronemertea; Lineidae. Gene Ontology annotation, molecular function: zinc ion binding.
UUUCCAUUUGUCCCGGUCUUUUGAGGACAAAGUCACAACCAGAAUGCAGAGCGUGGCCGUCCGGCUCAGGCGGAAUUACACAUAAAUAGCGACGGACCAACAAAAAAUGUGCUCUGAAUGUGUGAAAGAAGAGUUCCCCAAUCGGGAUAAUAUAUGUUUGGAGAAUGGCUCCUACAUCAUGAACUUCGCUGGUUGCAGCCAGUGCAAGAAGAAGGAACCAAUCGCUGUUGAGAAUCGAGUGAAAGAUGAGCAUGAAGAUGGAACGGAAUCUGUGACUUAUCAACAUGUGUGCAGUUCAUGCCAACACGUCAUAGCCAAUCACGACUUCACAUUUGACAUUGAUGAAGAGUAUCAGAACUACAGUAUGAUGUGCUUACUCUGCGGGAGAGGGGAGGACUCGAGGAGUAUUAUGCCUGUUGAUAAAAGGUGCUAACCAGAACAUCCAACAAAGGUUUGACAGAGACUGGUGUGAGGACGACAGUGCUAGCCUGGAUAGGCUUUGGAAUCUUACUAGACUCAAUAUAGGUUUCCUUCCUCCUACAGUGUUUGAGAUGUCUCUUCAGCACCUGUAUCAGAUUUAGGGUGUUGGACUCUUCAUCUGAUCAGUUGUACAGCAGGAUGGGGAGAAGCACAUGGGUGUCUGCCUCCACUGAGGAAUUGCUCAGUGAGUUUGAUGUUGUGAGUAUUUGAGUACUUAUAUAUUUGUUUCAAAUUGUAA